CACUCAAAUAAAACUGUGGUAGGAGCUUCAUUGGAUUUAACGAGGCUUCACUGACCCACAAUGAGGACACUUGCAUUGCUUUCUAUGGCCCUGGCAGUUGCUUUGGGAUUGCCAUUUGAGAAAAAAGAGGCACAAGCUCCUCUUCCAGAAGCAGACCAGCGCCCUCUGGUGGGUGAUCUGUUGCCAGUGCAGGGCCAUGUGAUGGUGGAAAACCCUGCACCACAACCUGGACUGAGCAAAGAUCUCCAAGUGUCUGACUCACAUCCAGAUAUAAAGGGACAAAUGCCUUUAAGUGACCAGGAAGAGCAUGUCCGAAGUGAAUCUACUGAGGGAUCAUUAACUAAGACUGAUUUAAGUGGAGACAAGAAGGAAAUAGAACGAGAGAAAAAUUACGCACCAAUUGAAGGAGCCAAUUUAAAGUCUGGGCUUAAUGAAUUUACAGAGAAUGGAGGUGUGGGAGGCGAUCUGGAGCAAACAGCAGAGAUUAUUGAGACUGUGGUCAAACAAAAUCAAAAUAAACCCAACCAAGAGCUGCACAGAGAAAGUCCAAAAGAAACAAAAUACAACUUAGAGCAGCCAAUGAUGGAGCUGGAGCCACUGACCGAUGAGGAAAUGCAACAGGACGGCCUGUUACACCCUUCUUAUAUGGACAAUGCUGUGUAUGAAGACACAUCAAUGUUCUUGGAGUCUGAAGGCAGUGGACAUCAGUUUAUGAAAAAGCAAAAUGUACCACAAGCUGUAGCCAUGGAAGAAGGCCCUAUGUUGAUUGAACAGUUAGAAAUGCUGCCCUCUGAGGAGCAAGUGGUGCAGGGGCGGCGCUCUUGCCCUGGUGUUGUGCUUGAAGGGAAGUGUUUCCAAUUUUUCACAAACCCCAAGAAAGCCGCAGACGCAGAGUACUUUUGCCAAGAAACUUUCCCUGAUGGCCACUUAGCUGCUAUCACAAGCCCAAAUAUUCACAAUGAGAUGAUGAACCUGAUGAGGCAAAAUGGGGGCACUCGAAGAACGUGGGUUGGUGGGAUUCGCUUCUUGGAUACUGGACGUUUUGUGUGGUUGGAUGGGUCUCACUGGCUCUAUGCUGAUUGGCUGUGGGGCGAGCCAAACAAUACAUCCAAUUUAGAGGACUGCAUUGAAGUGCUGGCAUCAGGAAAGUUCAACGACUUCACCUGUUGGGAACCCCAGGCUUUUAUUUGCUCUUACCCUUAUCACUAGGCUAAAUGUCUUUAUAGAUGUUUUAUGUUGCCCACUAUUGUUUCUCACGUUGAUUGAUCAUAACAUGUAAACUUAUUGCAUGCAAAUGAAAACACAUGCUUUGAUUCUAAUACAUUUGAUGUGUUAUUUUUUUGCUUUCUGUUUAUUAUAUUGGCCUAUCAUUAGCCCCUGUACAUUAUUUUUAGUUUUAAUCUACCUAGUUCUUUUAACCAAUGAGAAGGAGACGCAGACCUGUGUGCACCUGUGUCUCAAUCAGUAGUAGUUCAUAUCAAUUUGUCUUUGAAUUGCAUCUACAAAUACAUAGCCUCACCCGCAGGUCCAUUCACACUAUAUCAUAACCUCCACUUCAUUAUAUUCUGGUACAUUUGAUUAAUAUCUUUUGUCUUGAAGCAGCUGGAUCUAUUGUAUACCAGUUUACACCUUGCAUCUAAAUAGCAGGGGCUUAACACUUAUUAAUGGCUCCACUGACACAUUGGUACUACACAUGCCACUACUGUAAAUCCUUAUGGGACUCAUGUGGGAGGGAAUUACAUUUUCCACUGGCAUACACAACCUUUCCAUGACCUCUGAACAUGAAGGUGAGGAUUAUCAACUCAGUAGUGACAACUAGUAGCUCUUUAUCCCUCUAUUAUCAUUUCUGCCUGUUCCAUGUACACGCAACACAACACAUGCAUAUUAAAUCCACCCACAACAAACACAUAGGCACAGCAUGUAACCAGUAAUCUAGUGCUUUAAAAACAUACUCUGGACCUGUGUGAGCCCAUAAGACUGACUAUUGUUCUUUUACCCGGAAAGGUGACUUCGCCUGGAUUUAGGAGAUCAGGCACCAGUGUGCAUUUCCAGUCUAUUUUUAAUAUAGGUCCAAAUGCUUUGGAGUAAAUUGAAGGGGUAACAAAUGUUAUAUUUAGACCAUACAUAUUUCAGAUCGAAGUAUUUGUAUUUGAAGAUAUGCCCUGUUUAGUGAGGUGAAUACUUUAAAAUCUUACUAAUCAUCACACGUUUAUGUUCUAAAACAAACUAGUCUAGACGACUUAUUCUAGUAUAAUAAGACAGACCAGUUAAGUAAUAUUUUCUUACGCUAACAAUUUACCUUCUGAAC
Periophthalmus magnuspinnatus is the source of this 2308-nucleotide messenger RNA. RefSeq names its product low affinity immunoglobulin epsilon Fc receptor. The record is from RefSeq and is a predicted model, not a curated record. The coding region runs from base 61 to 1209 and encodes 382 amino acids. Lineage: Eukaryota; Metazoa; Chordata; Actinopteri; Gobiiformes; Gobiidae. The transcript has 6 exons.